GACCGCGAUCCGCGCCGCGUUCGUCAGUCGCGCGUCCGCUUCUGACCCAGUGUGACUCGUCGAACUUGGGUCCGGCAUCCGGUGUCUUGUUCGCACCUGUCCUAUCUGCUAUUCACAAAAAUUAAUCGCCUCGAAACUCAAUACGAGUUCCGCGCCAAACGACUUUUAUAAAACUUCAUUUUUUUUCUCGGAAAUUGUUUUUAAAAAAAAAAAACAACAAUAACAAUGUUUGCUGUAAUCUCGUGAGGAAAUAAACGUUAAUAAAAUUUCUAAUUGGAAGAGAGAAAAAAAAAACAGCAACAACAUCAAAGUGUUUAUGGAUUAAACUUGAAACAAAAAAAUUCAAAAAAAAAAAAGAAGAAUAAGAGUGAUUGUGUUUUAUUAAUUUAAAAAAAAUUGUUUUUUUUUUUCAAAACGGGGUUUUGUGUGUGGGUAUGAAUCGUUGUUGGCAACAACGCGGAGGAGUUUUUGUGAGCGUUUACUUCUUGGGUUGUCGCGAGUGUUGACCGGAAAUACAAUUGCCACGAUACUACUAUUGUGCUUGUUGUUUUAAAAGUAGUUGGAGUGGGGGGAAAAUUUUUCAGAGGUGAUUUCGAUUGCGAUUUAAAACGAAAUAAAUAUAGGACCAUGGAUGUGCUACCGAGUGGCAAUAUAUUCAGGGAAUUGCAGGACAUUCAUGAUACCGGUUACUUCUCAGCGCCGUCAUCCUUGGAGGAUCGCUGGCAACAGACAUGUUAUGAAAUGGAAGCGUUCCUUCAAGAUGAACCCAAAAAGAACAACUGGUUAACAUCGAGUAGUAGCGGUUGGGAUUCCGUAGAUAUCCAAAUGGAAGAAUUAAGACACAACCAUCUAGAUUCAUUAAGUACAAGUCCAACAAGCUCGAUGUGCUCAUUUGCGUCACUCUCCUGCGACGUCCUCGUCAAACAGGAACCUAUCGACGACGACGAUGAUUUUGAAGAUGGUUACGAAGAACGACAUCGAAGAGAAAGUAGUGAAGCUCUCCAGCUAAGGCUAGGGGCCCUUAAGUCGACGUUAACACCCCCGAGUAGCCCCGAGUCGGGGCAAGGACAUAGCAAUGAAAGCUCUAGUGCUAGCGACGUCGACGUAACGACGCACCGGAUCAACUCGACGAAGAGUAACCUGGUGAGGUUAAAGGGCAGAGACCAUCAUCAUGUGCCGAGUCUCGGUUACAUGAUGAUUUCGAGGGUGAGUGCAUCUCCCGCUUCACCAGCGUCCGGCGUUACCAAGCACUCAAGGCUCGAUCAUUCACCGGACUCGAAGAGGAGGAUACACAAGUGCCAAUUCCUCGGGUGCAAGAAGGUCUAUACGAAGAGUUCGCAUCUGAAGGCUCACCAACGAACCCACACAGGCGAGAAACCUUACAAGUGUUCGUGGGAGGGUUGCGAGUGGAGAUUCGCGAGAUCGGACGAAUUAACCCGUCACUACCGUAAACACACGGGUGCGAAACCGUUCAAAUGCCGCCACUGCGAUCGUUGCUUCAGUCGUUCGGAUCACUUGGCCCUACACAUGAAGCGUCACAAUUAGGCGAUCGAAUUAAAUCGAUCGCCGAACCACUGCCAAGUUACCGAUAGAUUUGUACAUAGUUCUUAGGAGGGUGUGUGGACGUUGCUCGUGCGCGACGGGACGCCGAUCGUCCGUUCGUUUUUGUCUGGUUCGUUUCCGUCUUGUUUUCACACAUAUAGAGCGAGGAUACUUUCCUCAGUGAUGUUCAAUCCUGUGAUCGACAACGGAUUACAUACAUAAAAUAACACAUAUUAGAGAGAAAGAGUGUUUAUUAUCGACCUUUUUAGUAGUUAUAAAACUAUCGUCGUGAGUUCUUCUCACCUUCUUUAUCUAUAACAUACCAUCUAUUGAUUGGGAAUUAAAAAUACAAGUCAAAAUGGUGCAAUAUCUAUAUGAUUAUGGAAACAAAAAACGCUAAGCUCUAUUUAUAUUGAAAUUAAGAACAUUAUGAAAACUAUUUUCUUUGCUCUUUAUUUAUUGUUAUAACUUCAAGAACAUUCUGUAUAAUUGAAAACAAUAAAUUUCGCAAAUUACAACAAAACGACAAUAAAGCGUCAGUGAGUUCAAGUUACUCUUAAUUAGAAAUUAGUGUAAAACCCGAUGUCGAGCACAUCCAAAUAUUAAUUAACCGUACAUGUUUAUAGAUAAUUAUAUACAUGUACGAAACGAGGGUCGGACAAGGUAUGCUUUUUGAUGAAAACAAAGCAAUAACGGUUUUGCAACCGGCGGCUAUACGCUUUUGUUUCCAUGGUGACGUGUGCAAUAUGAUGGUUUGAUAAAAAUUGAAAAAGAUGGAUAAGAAGGAGUCGCGACGAACAUUUUUUUUUCUAGCUGAUUCUUCUCUUGCGUUGUGUUUUCAUCUUUAGAUAGUCACCGUACGAAUGUGUCAAAAGUAUUAAAUCAAAGACUGUGCUGGCGCACGUGCCGAAAGCGCUACGAUAGGCUGUAAGCCCGAAGAAUCAAAAAGAAAAUAAAAUAAAAUGAAAAAACACACACACAUACACAAUGGGAAUAUCGAGGAGAA
This is a messenger RNA of Onthophagus taurus, 2548 nucleotides long. Its product is annotated as Krueppel-like factor 7. NCBI's taxonomy places the organism in Eukaryota, Metazoa, Arthropoda, Insecta, Coleoptera, Scarabaeidae. The record is from RefSeq and is a predicted model, not a curated record. Gene Ontology annotation, molecular function: DNA-binding transcription factor activity, RNA polymerase II-specific; RNA polymerase II cis-regulatory region sequence-specific DNA binding. Gene Ontology annotation, biological process: regulation of transcription by RNA polymerase II.